AUGCCUCCUCCAAAUCCGCUUGACCUGAGCAACGAGGCCCCCGUUGAAUCAGCUAAUCGCGACGAUUCGCUGGAGGUGGCCGCCGGAGUUGACGUGGUGCGCCACGUGGCCGUUCGAACGCCACCCUUCCUCAAGCACAGCCCUGAGGCGUGGUUUAUUCAGUUGGAGUCCGUCUUUGCAUGCCACCAAAUAAGCUCCGAUCUACAGCGCUACCACGCCGCCGUCGCCGGACUGGACAGCGAGACCGUCCAGGACCUGCUGGAUGUGCUACAGAACGCGCCGGCUUCAGGCAAAUAUGCGAAUCUAAAGGAUCAGGUCAUUCAUCGAUACGGGGACUCGGCGACGCAGCGGCUCCACAAGCUGUUCUCGGGGCUCACUAUGGAGGAUCGCACUCCAUCGCAACUCCUGCGCCGCAUGCGCGGCCUCGCCGGCAACAGUGUGAGCGACGACGCCAUCAAGGUACAUUGGUUGGAUCUGCUCCCGAUAGGCACUUCCAAAAUGCUACGUCUACUGCGCACGGCAACCCUGGACGAGCUCGCGCAGACGGCCGACGAGUUGGUCGAGACGGCUCCAGAGGUCUGCAGCGUGCAGCGUCCCCUGCCAGAGCUGAGCAUACCGGCAACCACGUUUCCGUCUCAGGAUAACGCUGUGGCUGCCGAACUCGCGGCGCUGCGAGCUGCCAUCUCGCAGCUCGUCGUCACUACGAGCCGGAUUCUCGAGCGGCUCACCGCUCGAGGCGGACGCUCGAGGGCCAGGUCGUCUGGUCAUUCGACAUCUCGCGCCGCUUCUUCGUCCGGUGCUGCCAUCGCAUCGAACCCGAGCUGGUGUUACUAUCACCAGAGGUUCCAAGGAGCUGCUGAGCGCUGUCGGCCACCCUGCACCUACCCAGCCAACCGUUCGACAAACUAG
This is a messenger RNA of Phymastichus coffea, 909 nucleotides long. RefSeq lists its product as uncharacterized. NCBI's taxonomy places the organism in Eukaryota, Metazoa, Arthropoda, Insecta, Hymenoptera, Eulophidae. The transcript has a single exon. The record is from RefSeq and is a predicted model, not a curated record. The coding region runs from base 1 to 909 and encodes 302 amino acids.